AUGGCCAUUUCCUGCCAUGUCCUCGAUACAACCCUAGGAAAACCUGGUACAGGCAUUGUCGCAACACUCCAGCUCACAUCCGGCGGCAACGACGCAGCACCCCUCUAUACCGGCGAAACAGACACAGACGGUCGUAUCAAGACAUGGACGAGUGGGCAGGCAGGUGCGGUGGAAGUCGAUGCACAAGAAGGCACCUAUCAAUUGAGGUUCAAAACGGCUGCGUAUUUCAACAAGGUGCAUGGUAUAGAGGCUUUCUUCCCAGAGGUGGUGGUAUAUUUCCGAUGCAGGCAUGGUGAGAAGUAUCAUGUCCCGUUGUUAUUGAGUCCAUAUGCGUACUCUACGUACCGAGGAUCAUAGAUGAGAUGUGGUAGCAAUCUGGUGUCGUCAUAUCGCUGAGGGUUUGGGCAUCCAGUCUGGUCUGUAAGCUGCAGUCAGACUGAUAUGGCCGUGAUGCGAGGCCACUGCACCUUCAAGACGCAUUGAUAAUCAUAAUCGUGGCAG
Protomyces lactucae-debilis is the source of this 501-nucleotide messenger RNA. Its product is annotated as hydroxyisourate hydrolase. The record is from RefSeq and is a predicted model, not a curated record. Gene Ontology annotation, molecular function: hydroxyisourate hydrolase activity. Bases 1 to 357 code for a protein of 118 amino acids. The transcript is spliced from 2 exons. Lineage: Eukaryota; Fungi; Ascomycota; Taphrinomycetes; Taphrinales; Protomycetaceae. Gene Ontology annotation, biological process: purine nucleobase metabolic process.